This is a messenger RNA of Trichosurus vulpecula (common brushtail), 3717 nucleotides long. RefSeq names its product tuftelin interacting protein 11 (gene TFIP11). The record is from RefSeq and is a predicted model, not a curated record. Gene Ontology annotation, molecular function: nucleic acid binding. Bases 158 to 2662 code for a protein of 834 amino acids. Gene Ontology annotation, cellular component: U2-type post-mRNA release spliceosomal complex. Lineage: Eukaryota; Metazoa; Chordata; Mammalia; Diprotodontia; Phalangeridae. Gene Ontology annotation, biological process: spliceosomal complex disassembly. The transcript has 13 exons.
GUUUUGAGUUGGCUGCCGCUUCCUGUGGCGGACUCCUCACUCGGACCCCCUUGGUCGCUGCUCGGGGUGAGGGGGCAGCUCGGGAGGCACCGGCGGCGGUGACAGCACAGCGAGGACCCUCCGAGGCCCGCCUCGGGUCCAAGAGAGGGCUGCCACCAUGUCGCUGUCUCAUCUCUACCGAGAGGGUGAAGGAGCCAUUGAUGAGGAAGAAGAUGAGAUGGAGAACUUUGAGAUCACGGACUGGGACCUCCAGAACGAAUUCAAUCCGAACCGUCAGCGUCAUUGGCAGACCAAGGAGGAGGCCACAUAUGGAGUGUGGGCUGAGCGCGACCUUGAAGAUGAGCGGCCCAGCUUUGGAGGCAAACGCUCCCGAGACUUUUCUGCUCCUGUGAAUUUCAUUAGUGCUGGACUGAAGAAAGCUGCCGAGGAAGCUGAUGAGGAGGAUUCAGAUGAGGAGGAGAAGCCUGUUAAACAGGAGGACUUUCCUAAAGAUUUUGGACCAAAGAAGUUAAAAACAGGAGGCAAUUUUAAACCUAGCCAGAAAGGAUUCGUAGGUGGAGCCAAAUCUUUCACCGACUUUGGCAGCUGGGAGAGGCACACCAAAGGCAUAGGACAGAAGCUUUUGCAGAAGAUGGGUUAUGUCCCAGGAAAAGGCCUUGGGAAGAAUGCACAAGGUAUCAUUAAUCCAAUUGAAGCCAAACAGAGAAAAGGAAAGGGUGCUGUCGGUGCCUAUGGUUCAGAACGGACCACUCAGUCAGUGCAGGAUUUCCCCGUGGUUGACUCUGAAGAAGAGGCUGAGGAGGAGUUCCAGAAGGAGCUCAGCCAGUGGAGGAAAGAUCCCAGCGGGGGCAAGAAGAAACCCAAAUACUCCUAUAAGACAGUUGAAGAAUUGAAGGCAAAAGGCAGAGUUGGCAAGAAACUCUCUGCCCCCCAGAAGGAGCUUUCCCAGGUUAAGGUGAUUGACAUGACUGGCCGGGAGCAGAAGGUCUAUUACAGCUACAGCCAGAUCAGCCACAAGCACAACAUCCCUGAGGAUGGUGUCCAGCAGCAGCAGCUGCCACUGCCCGGCAAAGAUGCCAAGCCACAGGCCUUCGCCCUGCCCGAGCUGGAGCACAACCUCCAGCUCCUCAUCGAUAUCACGGAGCAGGAGAUCAUCCAGAACGACCGGCAGCUGCAGUACGAGAGAGACAUGGUUGUCAACCUGACCCACGAGCUGGAGAAAAUGUCUGAGGUGCUGUCCCAUGAGGAGACGGUGAUCACUAACCUCAGCAAGGUCCUGGAGAUGGUGGAGGAGUGUGAGCGGAGGAUGCAGGCCGACUGCAGCGAUCCGCUCACACUGGAUGAGUGCGCCCAGAUAUUUGAGACUCUCCAGGAUAAGUACUAUGAGGAGUACCGCAUGUCUGACCGCGUGGACCUGGCCGUGGCCAUCGUCUACCCGCUCAUGAAGGACUACUUCAAGGACUGGGAUCCCCUGAAGGACUGCACCUACGGCACUGGCAUCAUCUCCAAGUGGAAGAGCCUUCUGGAGAAUGAUCAGAUCCUGUCCCAUGGGGGCCAAGACCUCGCAGCAGAUGCUUUCCACAGGCUCAUCUGGGAAAUGUGGAUGCCUUUUGUUCGAAAUAUUGUAACUCAGUGGCAGCCCAGGAACUGUGACCCGAUGGUGGACUUUCUGGAUAGCUGGGUCCAUAUUAUUCCCGUGUGGAUCCUGGAUAACAUACUGGACCAGCUCAUCUUCCCCAAACUGCAGAAGGAGGUUGAAAACUGGAACCCUCUGACAGACACAGUUCCCAUCCACUCGUGGAUACAUCCCUGGCUUCCACUCAUGCAGUCACGCCUGGAGCCUUUGUAUUCCCCAAUCCGGAACAAGUUAUCCAGUGCUCUGCAGAAAUGGCAUCCCAGUGAUUCCUCGGCCAAGCUUAUCCUGCAGCCCUGGAAGGAUGUGUUUACCCCUGGCUCCUGGGAGGCUUUCAUGGUCAAAAAUAUCGUGCCCAAAUUAGGGAUGUGUCUUAACGAAUUAAUCAUUAACCCUCACCAGCAGCACAUGGAUGCUUUUUAUUGGGUGAUUGACUGGGAAGGGAUGAUCUCUGUCUCCAGUCUAGUAGGACUCCUUGAGAAACAUUUCUUUCCUAAAUGGCUUCAGGUUCUCUGCUCCUGGCUCAGUAAUAGUCCAAAUUAUGAGGAGAUCACCAAAUGGUACCUGGGCUGGAAGUCCAUGUUCUCAGACCAGGUUUUGGCGCAUCCAUCCAUCAAGGACAAAUUCAAUGAAGCACUGGACAUCAUGAACAGGGCUGUGUCUUCCAAUGUUGGGGCCUACAUGCAGCCUGGGGCUCGGGAAAACAUUGCCUAUCUGACUCACACAGAGCGGAGGAAGGACUUCCAGUAUGAGGCCAUGCAGGAGCGCCGAGAGGCAGAAAACAUGGCCCAGAGAGGCAUAGGGGUGGCAGCCAGCGCAGUGCCCAUGAACUUCAAAGACCUCAUUCAAACAAAGGCUGAGGAACAUAACAUUGUGUUCAUGCCUGUUAUUGGAAAAAGGCACGAAGGGAAACAAUUAUACACUUUUGGGCGGAUUGUAGUCUACAUUGACCGGGGUGUUGUGUUUGUGCAAGGGGAGAAGACUUGGGUGCCGACUUCCCUCCAGAGUCUGAUUGAUAUGGCGAAAUAGGGUGUGGCUCCUAAGCAGGAUAGUUGUAAAAAGGACGUAUUAAAGACUUUUAAAAACGAACUUGUUGGGAUCCUACUGAAUCCACAGUAGGCCGGGAGACUCUGAUCACAUCCACACCAGGUCUUAGGGGAACAGAUGUCUCCUUCCUUUUCUAUAAUUCUUUUUAUCUAGUUAAGUGAUCAGGAGAAUUGGCUAAGCUUCCUGAUCUAAACCAGAACCCAUCUGAGGGUGGGCAUGGCCUGAGGGUCUCAUCAUCACCAGACUACAGCCCAGAUGAAUCCAGCCUCCUGCCCUCCUCCUAAGAGUUUGCCUACCCAGAAUCUUCCCCAUCCAUGGUGUGGGGGAAAAUAAAAUCUCGCCUCUUCUACCCACCUACCUACAACACUUCCGCCAUGGAAUUUAAUCACAGGCCUUCCUUCCCAAUUGUCAGUUGUCCUCACAGACCAACAGCUACUUUCUAUCAUGAAGACAUCGCAGUUAAAGGAAAUGCUAAGCAUUUAUUGCCAAGAGCAGUUUAUAAAAAAUCAAAAAUACCUUCCCAAUUGGGAAGACUUGGUAUGUCAUAUGGUUCCUCUUUCUAAAUUCUCCCAGCCUGGGUCCAUCUAGGGAAGAGAAACAAGGAAUUCUUUGAAAUUAUCCAAGACGUCAGCUGCUUUUUAGCUUUCCGGUGACACAGAUGUUCUGCUGUAGUCUGCCCAGUUUGGCCUUGGUUGUGGAGAAUGUGGCCCCUGGAGCUUGUGGAUGCUGCUUGGGGAACUGAGAGGUUAUGACUUGGCCAGCAUCUCUCAGUGUGAGUCCGACGCCAGCCUUGAGCCCAGGUCUUCAUGGCUCUUUGCUUCUGUCCGCUGUGCAAUAAUGGUGAAUUAAUGUUGUCCAAGGAAGGGCUGAGGCAACUUCCUUUGGUUCCUGAUGAUUUCCAACUCCUCACCCUCUGGAUAGUCUGGCUCUUCUUGGAAUGUCCAGAUUUCACUGGGGAGCUCUUUCAGUUUUUGUAAAGGAAACCAAUGGAUGGAGGUAUCGUUAAAUAUGUCCAUGUAGUGCAAUGUCUGAGGAAA